Messenger RNA from Cavia porcellus (domestic guinea pig), 3497 nucleotides. It is a transcript of the gene Scrt2, whose product is annotated as scratch family transcriptional repressor 2. Gene Ontology annotation, biological process: regulation of DNA-templated transcription. The coding region runs from base 683 to 1606 and encodes 307 amino acids. NCBI's taxonomy places the organism in Eukaryota, Metazoa, Chordata, Mammalia, Rodentia, Caviidae. The record is from RefSeq and is a predicted model, not a curated record. Gene Ontology annotation, molecular function: DNA-binding transcription factor activity, RNA polymerase II-specific; RNA polymerase II cis-regulatory region sequence-specific DNA binding. The transcript has 2 exons.
CAGGAGCGUGUGCUGCUACUUUCUCUUCUGUCUUUCUUCCCUGUGUCAUGUUUGUGUCUUUUUGUCCUUAUCUUGGUCUCUCUGCUUCUAUUCCCACCUUCUUCACCGUGUGUCUCUCCUUUCUCUGCCUCUCUCUCUCUCUCUCUCUCUCUCUCUCUCUCUCUCUCUCACACACACACACACACACACACACACACACACACGCACACACGCACGCACACGCUCCCUUUCUCCGUCUCUCUAUCUCUGCGCCUCUCUCGCCCUCACUUUCUCCCUCCUGCCCGCUCUCCGCUCCGUGCUCCUGGGCUGCCCCCACCGCCGCUGGUUCAGGGGAACGUGUGCGGAGCGAUUGUCCUGGGGGACAUUUGAUGGAUUAGAGCGCUGAACAGUUCCAUUGCUGGGGGACCACCUGAUCUCCUCCAGCCUGCGUCCCAUAUAAAGCCGGCAGCCGGAGUGCUGAGCACAGCUCCAGCAAUUGCCUGUCUGCGCGCUGCCGCCGCCGCCGCCGCUGAACCAACCCGAGCGGGAGCCGGAGCCCGGCCGGGGCCGCCACCGCCGGCCCGCCCGCUGGGAGCUGUCCAGUGCUGAAACCCCUCGCGGACAGCCAAUCGCGCCCCGCGGGUCGCCUCCCCGCAGCCCGGCUCUGCGCAAGCACCCCGCGGAGCUCCCCGCCGGUCGCACCAUGCCGCGCUCCUUCUUGGUAAAGAAGAUCAAAGGCGACGGCUUCCAGUGCAGCGGGGUGCCGGCGCCCACCUACCACCCCUUGGAGACCGCUUACGUGCUGCCUGGCGUCCGGGGGCCACCCGGGGACAACGGUUAUGUCCCGCACUGCCUGCCUCCGAGCAGCUACGAUGCCGACCAGAAGCCCGGCCUGGAACUGGCGCCUGCAGAGCCCGUGUACCCGCCGGCGGCGUCGGAGGAGUACAGUGACCCCGAGAGCCCACAGUCCAGCCUGUCGGCGCGCUACUUCCGCGGGGAGGCGGCGGUGACCGACAGCUACUCCAUGGACGCCUUUUUCAUCUCUGACGGGCGCUCGCGGCGGCGGCGGGGCGGGGCCGGCGGGGACGCGGCUGGCGCGGGGGACGCGGGGGGCGCCGGGGAGCGGGCGGGGCGCGCGGGGGCGCCCGCGGGCAGCGGGCACCGGCAUGCGUGCGCCGAGUGCGGCAAGACGUACGCCACGUCGUCGAACCUGAGCCGCCACAAGCAGACGCACCGCAGCCUGGACAGCCAGCUGGCGCGCAAGUGCCCGACGUGCGGCAAGGCCUAUGUGUCCAUGCCCGCGCUCGCCAUGCACGUGCUCACGCACAACCUGCGCCACAAGUGCGGCGUGUGCGGCAAAGCCUUCUCGCGACCCUGGCUGCUGCAGGGCCACAUGCGCUCGCACACGGGCGAGAAGCCCUUCGGCUGCGCGCACUGCGGCAAGGCUUUCGCCGAUCGCUCCAACCUGCGCGCGCAUAUGCAGACGCACUCGGCCUUCAAGCACUACCGCUGCCGCCAGUGCGACAAGACCUUCGCGCUCAAGUCCUACCUCCACAAGCACUGCGAGGCCGCCUGCGUCAAGGGCGCCGAGCCGCCCCCGCCGCCCCACGCCGGCCCGGCCAGCUGAGCCCCUCACCACUGCCUCCUGCGCCUGCAGCGCCCUCUCCAGCCCCCAGCUGCGUUUCUCUGCCCACGCCUACGGGGUCUCCCUGUCCUGGUCCUCAACGUUAUUCUCCAGCCCGUAACUUCCAGUACUGUCUUCCUGCCCCCUCAUACCCCCUUCCCCACCGCACACCCCACUCAUGUCCUUCCCAGCUACCACUCGGACCUUUACCCACCCCAACUCAGGCACCAGGUCCGCACCGCACCUUUCCCUCUCGGGCACCAGAGCGUGCCUAGACCCUGCACCGCCCUCCUAACCUUCAGACCUUUCUUCUCACUUCUCAGCGGAACCUCUGACCAUUCCUCAACCAAUUACCAGUCUGAGAUCCAAACUAACCCUCAAAGUCUAUGACUGCCUCGGUUUCCCUGUUCACCUGGACGUAGUCCCUGCAGGACUGCCAAUCCCAAGCCUUCCCUCAGGCCACUCUGCUGAAUCUCUGUUCUUAGCAUCCCCAGUCUGCCCCGUGCCCUCCAUGCUCAGGCCUUAGGUCCAACUGCACACACACACACACACACACACCAGUUCUCACCCACUUAGCUUUGAGGACCUCAUUGCCCAUUCCCACUCCCUGCUGCUCCAGGCCCCCUCAGCGCUCUAGCACCUCUCUGCGUUUACCUGACCUAGAGCAGAUCUGAGGGGUAGUUCAGGACCCAGACCCCUACCAUAAAGCCCUCACUCCAAGACAACCCUUCCCUGGACUCCCAGCCUGACGCUGCCCUCCCUCACCCAAUUCUCUGAGCACUUUUCCCCGUUCCCAGGACUACAGGUACCCCUCCUUAUUUGCUGGGGGAGGCCUGGAGCACCAGACCAAGGCCUGUCCCGUUAUCCAGCCAGGCCCCAAUUAUUUAUUUGUGUAUUUAUUUAUUUAUUUAUUUAUUGUUCUGUUUAAUCUCACCCAGGGACAGUCUGGUUCCCCAGCUGGACUGGGAGGUCAGGGAGCCAGGCAAGGAGAGGGGCAGCAAUGGCCAUAGUAAGCUGCCUCCUCUCCACUUUCUUGGUCUUGGGAGAAGCCCCGCCCUCGUCAGCGCUGGGUGCAGCAGGGGCUCUGAGAACGGACAGGGAGGGGCCGCCAGGAGGUUCUACAGUGGGGCAGGUCCCCACCCUCCUGAGCCCUCUGGUCCUGCUCCAGGGAGUCUGGAGACAGGAGCCUCCGCAUUUAUUUAUUUCUUCCCCUUCCCGAGGCACCCCAGGUUCCGGGGACCGACUGAGCCCCGGACCCCGCUGGGGCCUCAGACCCGCUCCCGGGAGGAGCGCUCUCUCCCGGCCAAGUCUAUGCAACUCUCCCGGACAGAGGGGCGGGAGCUGCCAGUCACCCGCCCGUUGGCCGCCACUACCUCCUCCGCCGCGCUUUUCGCAUGCCCGGGUGAGGACCGAAGCACACACCUCCACGCGCAGGGGCCCUGGUCCCUCUGCUUUAAGCACACGCCUCUGCCCCCAGCGCUGGGCGCCCUCCCUGCGGUGGCGGGCAGAGUCCUGGUCUCUCCGACCAGCUUCCCCUCCCCCAGCCGCCGGAGCGGUUGGAGGUGGAGGAAUCCCUGUAGCAGGGGUCCUUUAGGAGUUCAGAGGGGUGUGCAGAGCUUGGUCCAGCUCUGGGCCCACCACAAAGGGAGGCUGCAGGGAUGGUGGGAGAGAGGGGUCGUGGAAGCAAUUAUGGAGGGUGUCGGCCCUGUAAAUAGGAACUUCUGACAGCAAUAAUUUUCCAUGCAUGCUAAGCCUUUUGGCCAUAUUUUGUAUGAGCGCUUGGCGCUCCCCUGCCUCCUCUUCCCCCAGCCCACCCCGUCCCCAUCCCUUUCUCACCUUCAGCAGUAUGACUUGUAACGCAAUUCAGGGAUAUUAAAGGGACUUUGGCCACUCA